AUGUACAUAAUAUUCCAGACUUGUAAGUAUGGUGGUGAAGGUAGUAACAGUGUUAGUGAAUUUUGUAUACUUACACUAACGAGUAGUUUUACGAGUAAAUAUACUGAGAAAAGUGGUGUGGAUAGGAUGUAUUAUAGGACUUUGAAGACAUUUAUUUUGGGAUUUAUUUUAACAUCAUUUCUACUGAUUACUCAAAUACAAGUGAUGCUUGGACUGUUGAAUCAGAGAAUGACGUUACUUGUAGCAAUGCCACCAUAUGGCGUUUAUCCCGGUUUUUGCGGUUUCCGGAGAACCUUCAAACUGUGUAUUAGUUGGAAAAGAGAGUUUCACCCGUAUUUAGACGCACUCAGUCGUGUUAAACCAUGUUUAGUUGUAUUAUGUACAGCCGUACGGCGGAAUGUACAAGACUGA
This is a messenger RNA of Cotesia congregata, 411 nucleotides long. The record is from the annotation of a GenBank genome assembly. NCBI's taxonomy places the organism in Eukaryota, Metazoa, Arthropoda, Insecta, Hymenoptera, Braconidae.